AUGGCGACUUCGACCCCUUCGCCUCGCGAGCGCCGUCCCUCGACCAGCGCCCCGCUCGCAGAUCUCCAAGGUCCCGUCGGGCCAGCCAACUUCACUCGUCCGAAGCACAAGAGGACAGUGACCGGUUUCGGUCCCGGUGAGAUCAAGGCUGUCGAGAACAGCAUCCCAGAGCCCCAGCGUGAGGCAUGGAGGAAAUUCAUGCCCAAGCCUUUCUCCACACCGGACGAGUUCAGCAAGGAGGCAGUCCGUCAUAUCGAAACUACCCUUGCGCGCUCGCUGUUCAACUGCGAUGAGUCGGCUGCGUAUGGUGGAACCGCCCUGGCGUUCAGAGAUCGCCUGGUCCUGGACUGGAACAAGACACAGCAGAGCCAGACAUUCGCUGAUCCGAAGCGUGUAUACUACUUGUCUCUUGAAUUUUUGAUGGGACGUGCUUUGGACAAUGCUAUGCUUAACGUCGAGUCGAAGGAUAUCGCUGCCAAGGGUCUCGCUGACCUUGGUUUCCGCAUGGAGGAUGUCAUUUCGCAGGAGCAUGACGCUGCCCUGGGAAACGGAGGUCUUGGUCGUCUCGCCGCUUGCUUCCUCGACUCGAUGGCGUCGUUGAACAUCCCAGCAUGGGGCUACGGUCUCCGUUACAGAUACGGUAUCUUCAAGCAGGAGAUCGUGGAUGGAUACCAAGUCGAGGUCCCAGACUAUUGGCUCGACUUCAACCCCUGGGAGUUCCAGAGACACGACAUCACAGUCGACAUCCAGUUCUACGGUCAUGUGAACCGCUGGCAGGAUGACGAUGGCAAGCAGCAGUCAUCCUGGGAGGGUGGCGAGAUAGUACAGGCUGUGGCUUAUGACGUCCCAAUUCCUGGCUACAAGACCGGCACAUGCAACAACCUUCGUCUCUGGGGCAGCAAGGCUGCCAGCGGGGAGUUCGAUUUUCAGAAGUUCAACUCUGGCGAGUACGAGAGCUCCGUAGCGGACCAGCAGCGUGCGGAAACCAUCUCGGCUGUUCUGUACCCCAACGACAACCUCGAGCGUGGAAAGGAACUUCGGCUCAAGCAGCAGUACUUCUGGUGUGCUGCCUCGCUCUACGACAUCGUGCGCCGGUUCAAGAAGAGCAAGCGUGCCUGGAAGGAGUUCCCUAACCAGGUCGCUAUCCAGCUGAACGACACUCAUCCGACAUUGGCCAUUCCUGAGCUUCAGAGAAUUCUGGUUGAUAUUGAGGGCUUGGAUUGGGAUGAUGCAUGGAGCAUUGUGCAGAAGACAUUUGGCUACACCAACCACACAGUCCUGCCUGAGGCGCUCGAGAAGUGGUCAGUCCCUCUGAUGCAGCACCUCUUGCCCCGCCACCUUCAGAUUAUCUUCGACAUCAACCUCAACUUCUUGCAGUUCGUCGAGCGCAACUUUCCUAAUGAUCGUGAGCUUCUUGGCAGGGUCUCCAUCGUUGAGGAAUCGCAGCCAAAGAUGGUUCGCAUGGCCUACCUCGCCUUGAUUGGUUCCCAUAAGGUCAACGGUGUGGCCGAGCUACACUCCGAUCUGAUCAAGACUACUAUCUUCAAGGACUUUGUCAAGAUCUACGGACCUGACAAGUUCACGAAUGUCACAAACGGUAUCACACCGCGCAGAUGGCUGCACCAGGCCAACCCCAGGCUUUCUAAGCUCAUUGCUUCCAAGCUUGGUGGUCACGAGUUCUUGAAGGAUCUGACCCUGCUGCACAAGCUUGAGGCCUUCGUCGAUGACAAGGAGUUCAGGAAAGAGUUCCGAGAAAUAAAAUAUGAGAAUAAGGUUCGUCUCGCCCAACAUAUCGCGGAGCACAACGGUGUCAAGGUCAACCCGGCGGCUCUUUUCGAUGUCCAGGUCAAGCGUAUCCAUGAGUACAAGCGCCAGCAGCUCAACAUCUUCGGUGUCAUCCACCGCUACCUCCAAAUCAAGGCCAUGUCGCCCGAGGAGAGGAAGAAGCUCGCCCCGCGUGUCUCGAUCUUCGGUGGAAAGGCUGCGCCUGGUUACUGGAUGGCUAAGACCGUCAUUCACCUUAUCAACAAGGUCGGAGAGGUUGUCAACAACGACAAGGACGUCGGUGACCUGCUCAAGGUCAUCUUCCUUGAGGACUACAACGUCAGCAAGGCCGAGAUUAUCGUCCCUGCCAGCGAUAUCAGCGAGCACAUCUCCACUGCCGGUACUGAAGCCAGUGGUACAAGUAACAUGAAGUUUUGUCUCAACGGGGGUCUCAUCAUUGGUACUUGCGACGGUGCCAACAUCGAGAUCACCCGCGAAAUUGGCGAGGAGAACAUCUUCCUCUUCGGCAACCUUUCUGAGGAUGUUGAGGACCUUCGUCACGCCCACUUGUACAAGCACUACGAGCUCGAGCCCCAGCUCGCCAAUGUCUUUGACCACAUCCACAAGGGCACGUUCGGCGAUGCAGAGCGAUUCUCGGCACUGCUGAAUGGCAUCGUCGAUCACGGUGACUACUACCUCGUGUCUGACGACUUCGACUCCUACAUCAAGACCCAGGAAGCGAUCGACGAGAGCUACAAGAAUACUGAGGAGUGGACAACAAAGACCAUCUUGACGGUCGCCCGUAUGGGUUUCUUCACCAGCGACAGGUGUAUCGACGAGUAUGCUGAAAGCAUCUGGAAUGUCGAGCCGCUGGUUCCCGAGGAUGAGCCUGCCCCAUAG
Messenger RNA from Didymella exigua CBS 183.55, 2664 nucleotides. Its product is annotated as glycosyltransferase family 35 protein. The record is from RefSeq and is a predicted model, not a curated record. Gene Ontology annotation, biological process: glycogen catabolic process. Bases 1 to 2664 code for a protein of 887 amino acids. Gene Ontology annotation, cellular component: cytoplasm. Gene Ontology annotation, molecular function: glycogen phosphorylase activity; pyridoxal phosphate binding. NCBI's taxonomy places the organism in Eukaryota, Fungi, Ascomycota, Dothideomycetes, Pleosporales, Didymellaceae. The transcript is spliced from 7 exons.